Messenger RNA from Telopea speciosissima, 1086 nucleotides. RefSeq lists its product as uncharacterized. The record is from RefSeq and is a predicted model, not a curated record. The transcript has 3 exons. NCBI's taxonomy places the organism in Eukaryota, Viridiplantae, Streptophyta, Magnoliopsida, Proteales, Proteaceae. Bases 1 to 1086 code for a protein of 361 amino acids.
AUGGCAAACCGGCUGUCUUUGCUCCUUCCUAAGCUAAUUUCCGAAGAACAGGGAGCUUUCCAACAUGGGAAGGUAAUCAUUGCAAAUAUAGGUGUGGCUUCUGAGUUGACAAAUAUGAUGGCUUCCAAAUGCCGCGGGGGAACAUUGGGGAUGAAGUUGGAUGUCCAGAAGGCGUAUGAUAUGCUCGAUUGGAAUUUCUUGUUCGUUGUAUUGGGCAAAUUCGGAUUUUCUCAAUGCUGGAUUGGCUGGAUUAAGGAGAUGAUGAGGUCUACAAAAAUGGUUAAGAAGUUUCUGGACAACUAUCAAAUUUAUUCAGGGCAGAAAAUUAACCUUGAGAAGAACAAGAUUUUUGUGGGGAAUAUGUUCGCUCUUAGAAGAGGUAGGGUGAAGGAGGUUUUGCAAAUUCCUGAGUGUGUCUUUCCCACUCGAUAUCUUGGUGUGGAUUUGUUCAAGGGUAGGGUGAAAAAAGAUUUUACUCUUCCCCUGGUUGAUAAAUUCAAGGCAAGGCUGGCAGGGUGGAAGGGUAGACUUCUGUCUAUGGCGGGAAGGGUAGAAUUGGUGAGAUCAGUGAUAUGUAGCAUUCUAAUGCACAAUUUCUCGGUGUACUUAUGGCCUGCUUCGUCUGUGGAGUUGAUGGAACGAUGGAUCCAGAAUUUUAUUUGGAGUGGGGAUGCAAAUAUUUCGAAAUCAAUCACUGUUAGGUGGAGCAAGCUGUGCAAGCCUAAGUGUGAGGGUGGUUUGGGGGUGAGAAGGCUUAAGGAGAUCAAUCUUGCACUUCUAGCAAAAUUGGCAUGGUUUAUGAAGAAUGAUAACUCAAGUUUUGCGAAGUUCUUGCGGGGAAGGCUGAUUAAGGCGGACGGAUCUUUAAAGCAGGGGGUGAAGUCUUCUAUUCUCCCUGGUAUUAGAAAGGACAAAGUUGCCGAUUAUAUUGAUGAUGGGGAGUGGCAAUUACCGACCCCUAGAUCGCUGGAACUGCAGGAGGUAUCCAACCAGAUUUUGCAGGUAAAGCUUCCAACUACUGAACACGAGGAUAAAAGGGUGUGGGCUUUGACGGAGUGGGGUGUAUUUUCGGUUAAGUCUGCAUGA